Molecule: messenger RNA, 1534 nt
Organism: Grus americana (Whooping crane)
Lineage: Eukaryota; Metazoa; Chordata; Aves; Gruiformes; Gruidae
Gene: TTC1
Product: tetratricopeptide repeat domain 1
Exons: 9
Coding region: 57-1025 (322 amino acids)
Molecular function (GO): protein binding
Source: RefSeq, a predicted model, not a curated record
UCCUCCUAUUGGCUGGCGGCGGCAGGAAGCGACCUGCGGGGUGAAGGGAGUCCAACAUGGAAGAGUUUAAAGAUGCAAGUCCACCUGAAGAAUUACUUGAUCACUUAAAGCUUUCUGAUCAGAAGUCUUCAGAGACUGACCCCAAAGAUGCACAGAAUCCCCAAAAUAUUGAAAGUGGAUAUGCACCAUCUUCAGCCAAAGAUCCCACAGCAGAUGAGUGUUUCCAUGACUGUCACGACUCCUUUGAGGCAAAAGAACCUAUGCUGGAUGAUGAAGGGAAUUUACAGAAUGAUGAGAAUAGCUCAAGGAAGCAGACAGAACUAGAUGAAGAAUACUUACUAGAACUAGAAAAAGACAUGCCAGAGGAAGAAAAACAGAAGAGAAGAAAGGAGAGCACAACGCUGAAGGAGAAAGGAAAUGAGCAGUUCAAGAAAGGAGACUAUGGAGAGGCAGAAGGCUCUUAUACGAAGGCUCUGCAGAUUUGUCCAGCCUGCUUCCAAAAAGAUAGGGCUGUUUUGUUUUCAAACAGAGCUGCUGCAAAAAUGAAACAGGACAAGACAGAAGCUGCCCUAAGUGACUGCAGCAAAGCAGUGGAAUUAGAUCCUAACUACAUUAGAGCUUUACUGAGGAGAGCAGAACUAUAUGAAAAAACAGAAAAACUAGAUGAAGCUCUGGAAGAUUAUAAGGCAGUCCUAGAAAAAGACCCAUCAGUUCAUCAAGCCAGAGAAGCUUGCAUGUCAUAUAGCAAAACACCAGUACCGUGUAAGGAUGGAAGAUGUCACAGCUGUUCUAGGCAUAAAUGGGAAUCUCACAUCAUUAGGAAUGCAGACCAUGCACGAUUACCUAGACAAAUUGAAGAGCGGAAUGAAAAAUUAAAGAAAGAAAUGUUAGGCAAACUGAAGGAUCUUGGGAAUUUGGUUCUCCGCCCCUUUGGCCUGUCAACAGAAAAUUUCCAGAUAAAACAGGAUUCAUCAACUGGUUCAUACUCCAUCAAUUUUGUUCAAAAUCCAAACAACAAUAGAUAACAUUAAUUCAAUCUAGUUCUGCUGGCUUUCAGGCUUCGUGACCGUGUGCUUGCACGUACCAAUAAAAGGAUUCAGCAAACAUUCUUCACACUCCCCAAGUGAAGAUAAGACUCAAGCGUAUUCAUUUCCCUGCUUGUGAAAUUAUCUACAAUAUGGAUGUAAAGCAAGUCAUAUGACUUCUCUUAGUGAUAACAGUGCCCAGUGUGUGAUUUAUUAUAUUUUUUUGUAAUUUUUUUUCUUCCCUUGUGGUGUUUGGCUUGUCCAACUGUCGGGCUCAUUAUUUUGGCCUGUUCAAUGCUGGCAACAAAAUUCUAGCAAGCAAUUCAGUUGAAUCAAAAUGCCGAUGCACCUGUAACCGAGAACCCAAGGUACCAUUAGGCUUUGGAAUUAAUGAAUCUAGCACUUCACCACACUCAGCAGGUGGAUAGGACUGACAGCAUGCAUGGAAGCAAGCCAGCCUCUUCUGUGGAAUAUUUUUUCUUUGUAAUAAAGGCUUGGUAUUUCUGUCA